This is a messenger RNA of Lotus japonicus, 1233 nucleotides long. RefSeq lists its product as uncharacterized. Bases 1 to 1233 code for a protein of 410 amino acids. NCBI's taxonomy places the organism in Eukaryota, Viridiplantae, Streptophyta, Magnoliopsida, Fabales, Fabaceae. The record is from RefSeq and is a predicted model, not a curated record. Gene Ontology annotation, molecular function: nucleic acid binding; zinc ion binding. The transcript is spliced from 2 exons.
AUGAGGCCUUUGGGAAUCAGGGUCUACCAACAGCUAGUGGAGAAGGCCCGUGAAGUCGAGGCUAUGGAAAACAGGCAGAGAGGCCGCCCAGAGAACAGAGGGUCAGUACGCCCGGGACAGAAUCAACCGGGAAGAUUCAAUGGACAGAGACCAGUGGGGAAGUUCGAUAAGGGCAAGGCGCCAAUGAGAAAGCCUUACCAGCGCCCAGCUGCCCAAGUGCCAAAUGGUGUGAGGGGAGCAGCCCCUGUUUCAAAGGAAGAUGUGACCUGCUACAAGUGCAAUGAGAAAGGACACUAUGCGAAUGAAUGUGGCAAGGAGAUUGUAUGCUGGAGAUGCCGAAAACCAGGACAUGUGGAGAGAAAUUGCCCGAGUGCUGCUAAAGCUGAGCCAGUGCUGAAUACCGCCAGAGGGAGACGACCAUCUGCUCCAGGUCGUGUCUUUGCUAUUUCUGGCGAACAGGCCGCUGUUACUGAUGACCUUAUCCAGGGUACGUGUCUUAUUUCUGGGACAUCACUAAUGGUUUUAUUUGAUUCGGGUGCCACGCACUCAUUCAUUGCUGAGGACUGUGUGAAGAGGUUAGGGUUACUGACUGCUGACCUACCCUUCGAUCUGGUGGUGACAACCCCUGCCGCUGAUCGACUAGUUACACGCACGGCAUGCUUGCAAUGUCUGUUGGUUUACGAGGAUCGGAAGUUCUUUGCGAACCUCGUCUGUUUAGGGCUCAAAGAACUGGAUGUGAUCUUGGGAAUGGAUUGGUUAGCGCAAUAUCACGUGCUCUUAGAUUGUGCUAACAAGGCGGUAGUAUUCCCAGAUCCCGGCGUUACGGAUUACUUAAAUUCGUACAACUUGGGGAAGGGUUCACCAGCGUAUGUGAACUCUAUCGUUGCCGAAGCGAAACAUGAUGGUGAUGUGCGCAAUAUCUUGGUGGUACAGGAUUAUGUCGAUGUGUUUCCCGAAGAUGUACCCGGUUUGCCACCAGUCAGAGAGACGGAGUUCUCUAUUGACAUUGUGCCCGGUACUGGACCAAUAUCGAUGGCACCUUAUCGUAUGGCCCCAGCGGAGUUGGUAGAGUUGGCAAAGCAGUUGGAUGAUCUCUCCUCAAAGGGAUUCAUUCGACCUAGCGUAUCGCCAUGGGGUGCACCUGUGCUAUUGGAGAUUAAGAAGAGGCUAAGUGGGCCAAGUGAUUUGGAUGAGAAGGAAGGAGCUAGGGCUAUGAAAAUCCUAGCCCAUUAG